Molecule: messenger RNA, 1963 nt
Organism: Nicotiana tabacum (common tobacco)
Lineage: Eukaryota; Viridiplantae; Streptophyta; Magnoliopsida; Solanales; Solanaceae
Biological process (GO): porphyrin-containing compound biosynthetic process
Cellular component (GO): cytoplasm
Molecular function (GO): coproporphyrinogen oxidase activity; 4 iron, 4 sulfur cluster binding
Source: RefSeq, a predicted model, not a curated record
UAUUUAUUUUUUUGCUUACUUAAAACUAUUUCUGUUGGCUACACAUAAUUAGUGAUCAGCUUGUGUUUUCUUUUGUUUUUAUUCCCCUUUUUUCCUACUAAUAAAUGAUUAAUGCUUAUUUUGCUGGAGGCUUUAUGUUUGCCUUCCCAAACAUGCUGAGAUCAACGUUCCCACCUAUAUUCACGGUCUUUCCGUCUAAGGCCAAACCUCGCAACUAUUUAGGCACAAUUAUCACUGCAAUAUCAAAAACCCCACAAACUGUUCGACAAAAUGCCGCAAUAGAAAAUAUAUUCCUGCAACAGCCAACGUCAGCUUACGUUCACCUCCCAUUCUGCCGAAAACGCUGCCACUACUGUGACUUCCCUAUCGUCGCUCUCGGCUCAGCUUCACCUCAAGCUGAUGACGACCCGCGAAUUCUUAACUACAUUGAUUUUCUCUGCAGAGAAAUUAAAGCCACCCCAACACCUUCCAACCACAAGUCACCUCUUGAAACUGUCUUUUUUGGUGGAGGGACACCUUCACUUGUGCCACCAAGAUUAGUAUCUUUAGUCCUGGACAAAUUGGACUCUAAAUUUGGUGUAUGUUCUGAUGCUGAAAUUUCAAUAGAAAUGGACCCUGGUACAUUUGAUGCUGCAAAGUUGAACGAUUUGAUGAAGUUGGGUGUUAAUAGAGUUUCUCUAGGAGUUCAGGCAUUCCAGGAGGAAUUGCUUAAGAGUUGUGGGAGAGCUCAUGGCGUACAGGAAAUUCAUGAGGCUAUUGACAUUGUUGGAUCAUGUGGUGUUGAGAAUUGGAGUGUGGACCUUAUAUCUUCACUUCCUCAUCAGAAGCCACAUAUGUGGGAACAAAGCUUGAGCCUCACUAUUCAAGCAAAGCCUACACAUGUCUCAGUUUACGAUUUACAAGUUGAACAAGAUACAAAGUUUGGAUCUUUGUAUACAGCUGGAGAGUUCCCUCUGCCUUCUGAUAAUCAAUCUGCUGAGUUUUACAAAAUGGCCUCUGAAAUGCUAAGAAAUGCUGGUUAUGAGCACUAUGAGAUAAGUAGCUACUGCAAAAGUGGUUAUCAAUGCAAGCACAAUUAUACAUACUGGAUAAACAAAUCUUUUUAUGCUUUUGGACUGGGGUCAGCCAGUUAUCUUAAUGGGGUAAGGUUUUCAAGGCCAAGGAAGCUGAAAGAUUACAUGGGUUAUGUGCAAAAUUUGGAGAACGGACUAGUGAAUUGUUGCCAGGACAGUAAAGUAGACACUCAAGACAUAGCGACGGAUGUUGUUAUGCUGUCUCUGAGAACUGCUAGAGGGUUGGAUUUGAAAUCAUUUGGUAAAGCUUUUGGAAGCUCAACUGUUCUCUCCCUUUGCAAGGUCUAUAAGCCUCAUAUUGAGAGUGGGCAUGUUGUCUGUUUGGAUGAGCAGAGGAGGAAAAUCGAGGCAGAAGAAUUCAGAUCUUUGUUAUCUGAAGGGGACAAGGUUAAUGAGGUAUUGGCAUAUAUCAGGCUUAGUGACCCUGAUGGUUUCCUAUUAUCCAAUGAGUUAAUAUCCCUCGCGUUCAACGUGUUAACUCCAUAAAUUUCAGCAUUGAUGAUUCAGAGAAGAUUGCUCUGAGCUGCCUUUUUAGCAGUGCUGGCUGUUAAAGGCAGGACUGUCAAUACUUGGAUGCCAUCAGAUGGUUGGUGUCUAAGAUCUGUCAAGAAAUGUGAACUGGUGGAACCCUUAAUAGAGCAAAGGCGGGCGCGUAUGACAUAUACUGCAGGACGAAACAUAUAAUUAUUGGUAGAGAGCAGAAGGUUUUGUUAGCAAGCAUAUUUAGAGCCCGUUUGGAUUAGCUGAUUUGAAGUAGCUGAUAAGCAUUAGGUGCUGAAAUUGAUUUAAUAAAUAAGCAGUUACGUGUUUGGGUACAAGUGUUGAAAUUGAUAAUAAACUGCUGCAGUAUUUAAUAAAAAAAAUGCUUAUAAGCUCUUUUUCUGUUAAAA